AUCACAGUACCGCUCUGAUGGACAACCUUGAAGCAACAACCUUGACCUUGACCGCACAAGCGACCGCCGCCGCCGCCGGAAAUGCCACCACCGCUGCCGUCAUCACCGCGCGGGAUAACUCCAGUGACGUCAGCGAUUUCGGGCCGGGUUCGAUUGCUGACGUCAUGCAUACGGCCGUCAUCUGCGUUCUCAUCGUCUGCAUCGUGUUGUCGAACGCGCUUGUGAUCGCCUCCGUGCGGCUCUACGCUCCGCUGCAGACUACCUGCAACCGCUUCGUGGUGAGUCUCGCAGCCGCCGACAUCACCGUCGCUCUCGGUGUCGUCGUCAUGCUCAUCUUCGACGCGACGGGCCUGCAGGUGAAGGAGGGCUCCUACCGACAUUACGUCUGCUUUUUCCGCGUCGGAGCGCCCAUAGUCACGACGGCCGUGUCAAUCUUUAACUGCCUCGGAAUCGCCGUCGACAGAUAUAUUGCCGUCAUGUACCCGCUGCGCUACAACUCGAUGAUGACGAUGUCGCUGGCGACGAAGCUGACGUCGGGCAUCUGGGUGUACGCCAUCUUGCUCUACACGAUCCCGGCCGUCUUCGUCGGCAACUUCGACGUCAUCUGCUUCUUCGAGGCGUUCAUGAACAAGUAUCACAUCCUGGCGCUCGAGCUGCACUAUAUCGUCGUGCUCGUCAUCAUGCUCGCUCUCUACACGGCCGUCAUGCGCGCCUCCUGGCGGCAGGCGAGGCUCAUCAGACGCGACGAGCAGUCGUUCCAACAGCAGACGACGUCGGAUCACGUCGAUCACGUGCGUCGCGUCAUGCGCACCGUCAAGGUGUUCGCGCUCGUCAUCGGCAUCAUGUUCGUCUGCGUUACUCCCGCCUACACGUUCUACACAUGGCUGGCAUUCAAGGGCGAGACCAGCGGACAGCCGCAGUACACGAUCAUCGCCGUCUGCUCCGACAUCCUGCUCUUCUGCAACAGCACGAUGAACCCAGUCAUCUACGCGUUCAAGUACAGAGAGUUCAAGGCCGCCUUCAGGAAACUGCUGCGCUUCGGAAAGUACCAGAAUACGGGCGUGUACUGACGACGUCUGCGUGUGAGUCAUUAUGCUGCAGGGAGUUCAAGGUCACCUUCAUGUUCAAGGUCACCUUCAUGUUCAAGGUCAUCUUCAUGUUCAAGGUCACCUUCAUGUUCAAGGUCGCCUUCCAGAAGCUACUGUCCGAAAGUACCAGAAUACAGGCGUGUAGUGACGACGUCAGCUUGGGAGUCAAUAUGCUGCAGAGAGUUCAAGGUCACCUUCAAGAAGUUUCUGCGCUUCGGAAAGUAUCAGAAUACGGGCGUGUACUGAGUAUGUAUGCGGGAACCACAAUCCCACGGGGAAUGAAAGAUCGCCUUCAAAAAAAUAACUAAGCUUCGAGAGAUAUCAAAAUAGGAGCGUAUAGAGGAGAAAUGUUCUUACAUGUCGUGCGAACCAUACUUGGUACAGUGUCUGUGAGGCUGUGAAAGUACGAGUUAUAUCAAGAGCGUAUUAACCAUAUAUAAACCAGCGUAGAAGGUACGAGUAGGGUAAAUUAAAAUGGUUAGCUUUUCCGUCACGUCAUGGAUGUUUACGAUAUAUGUAUAUAUUAUGCACGUUGUACCAGCAUUGGAGGAAAUCUGAAACAGAACUGAAUUGGAAUAUAUUGGGUAUGGUAUCUAUAUUAGGUGUUUAAAUGUUUAAGACGUAGUAAAUGCGAAGUAUGUGAAACCACGUAAAAUUCGAGUCUGUGUUGAUGUUCAACCAUCAUGUCAGUAUGAAUUGAGGAGAUGUAGCAAUUAUAUUUUAUGAACGUAUGAUUAGGUACUAGUAGUAGCAG
Messenger RNA from Priapulus caudatus, 1842 nucleotides. Its product is annotated as octopamine receptor 1-like. The record is from RefSeq and is a predicted model, not a curated record. Bases 18 to 1070 code for a protein of 350 amino acids. NCBI's taxonomy places the organism in Eukaryota, Metazoa, Priapulida, Priapulimorpha, Priapulimorphida, Priapulidae. Gene Ontology annotation, molecular function: G protein-coupled receptor activity. The transcript has a single exon. Gene Ontology annotation, cellular component: membrane. Gene Ontology annotation, biological process: G protein-coupled receptor signaling pathway.